Molecule: messenger RNA, 531 nt
Organism: Haliotis rufescens (red abalone)
Lineage: Eukaryota; Metazoa; Mollusca; Gastropoda; Lepetellida; Haliotidae
Product: E3 ubiquitin-protein ligase XIAP-like
Exons: 1
Coding region: 1-531 (176 amino acids)
Source: RefSeq, a predicted model, not a curated record
AUGGAGCAAAGACGUUCUAUGAAUGCCAUGUCAUCCUCCCGAGAUGUCGUCACCGAUUCCGAGUGGGUGUCUGAAAAGGCGAGAGAACAAGAAGCGAGAAAACGUUCACUCUUGAUGGACGACACACUCUUGAUGGACGACAGGUGUCGACUCGGUGACGUUCUGGAGAGACCUUUUCCUUCUUACACCUUGUGUCAACCUUCUCAUCCCCACUAUGAUUCAUUUCAAGAACGUCUGAGGUCUUUUAAAACGUGGCCUCAACAGAUGACCCAGACCCCUUAUGACAUGGUCAUGGCUGGCUAUUUCUAUCCAGGACGAGGGGACUGUGUGACCUGUUAUUGCUGCGGUGUGGCACUCCGCCAAUGGGAAGCCACAGACCAACCCUGGAAAGAACAUCUGAAGCAUGCCAAAGUCCCCUGCGAAUACUUGUGUGUGUUUUGUCCUGAUGGAGAAGUGAACGAAAAAUACAGACGUUUGGUGUCCCAAGAAGCACGGAAACGAAGAGUCGAGUGUCUUGUUCACCCCAAGUGA